CAGUGGAUAUCCGGCUCCAGUCAAAUGUAGGUGUCAUCUUUACCUUUUUUGCAUUUUGAUCUGGCUGGAAGUGGCAUAUUACCUGUCGUGUCUGAUCUGGCCAACUCAUUGAUGGGUAUCACCUGCUCAAUGUCUGGCAUCAAUCAAAUAUGAUGUUACCCUCACCCUUUCUUCCAAUGCAGCAUUUUGGUCUGGCCUGGCGUGUCAACUCAGCCUGUUAUGUUAUGUCACUGGAGCGCGCUGCUAGUCCGGAUUGGAAUUCUAUGCCAGUGCGUUGGGCUCUCCUGUGUAUGACAUGGUGCUUUAUCCCCCAAUGUACGUGCGGGGUCCCUUUGAAGCGUUCAAUCACACGCAGGACUUGGUCACCGCGACCGUCGUCUCAGUCUUCAAUGUCCAGCCUGUGAUGGCCGAGAUAGAAGCCCUCCGAAUAAAAUACCAGAACGCUCUUAAUUUUUUGACCGGCAAGAACCUCGUGGCGCUACCAGAUGCACUUUCAGACCCCGGGCUCGAUGCGCUGUCAGACGCAGUCCAGGCAAACAUGAGCUUUUCUGCGAUGAAUGCCGCUGCUCAGAGUGCAAUGGACCCCCUGACGGACGAGAUACAGAGGACCAUCAAUGUCCCGUUCCACGGCCCACUUGAAUUUGGGAAGAAGUCACAACAGCUCUCAGUAAUCUUUGACACGGGUUCUGGAGAUCUCUGGAUUCCUGCGGGCUGCGACGAUUGCGCGAGCCCGCAAUUCAAUGCUGCUGCGAGUUCAACGUACAGGAAUACUGGGAAUGUGUUCAAUGUAAAUUACGACGGUAUCAGUUAUGCAGAAGGGACUCUUGCGUAUGAUACGAUCGGCAUGGGUGGCUUAAAGGUCAACAACCAAUACUUUGGUGCUGUCACUGAUGUGUCGAGUAACUUCAAUACCGACCCGAUCUCCGGGUGUCUCGGGCUCAGUUUCAGCUCCAUUGCGACGUCAGGGAAGCCAACGUUCUUUGAGAACCUGAUCAUGCAGGAAAAGGUCGAAGCACCAUUCUUCUCUGUACAUUUGACGAGAGGAAAGGCGAGCGGGUCGAAGAUAACUCUGGGUGGCUACGACAUGUCCAAGGCAGUGGGACCUCUGACAUGGGUCUCAGUUAUUUCCAAGACCUACUGGACAGUGCAUUUUGACGGAGCUGUUGUUGAAGGGAACUACGUGUCUGGUGACGUCGAUGCGAUGAUUGACACAGGUUCUAGUUUUAUAUAUGUUUCACAGGCUUUGGCAAAUUCAAUCUACGCCAAUGUUAGUCUCUCGCUAUUUACUUCCCUCGCCACCUCGCUGACAAGUCGUAGAUACCCGGGGCUGGCCCCGCAGCAAACCUACAGCUCCGGCUUCUUUUCCUUUCCGUGCGACUCCAACCCCACGAUUUCAUUCUCGCUUGGCGGGCACGACUUCGGACUCAGUAUCCAGGAUUUUAAGCUCGGACAAGAUGGGUAUGGGUCAACAAACUGUAUUGGCGGGAUCAUUGGCCUGGACGAUGCAUUCAUGGAAGGAAUUGUCAUCAUCGGGAAUGAGUUUAUGAAAUCAUGGUACUCGGUAUUUGACUACUCGCACGGGGGGAGGGUGGGUUUCGCGCCUAGCAUCAACAAUGCGCAGUAA
Molecule: messenger RNA, 1624 nt
Organism: Suillus subaureus
Lineage: Eukaryota; Fungi; Basidiomycota; Agaricomycetes; Boletales; Suillaceae
Product: aspartic peptidase domain-containing protein
Exons: 12
Coding region: 296-1624 (442 amino acids)
Biological process (GO): proteolysis
Molecular function (GO): aspartic-type endopeptidase activity
Source: RefSeq, a predicted model, not a curated record